GUGCUCGCGCCCAUCGCUGCAGGUAGUAGCCCCUCCCCCCUCCUCCUCCGUGCUGCCGCUUUUGCUUUAAACACAAUAACCGCCGCUUCUCCCGACCAACCGUCCUUAGGGCAGCCGGGAUUCAUGCUUUUUCUCCGGGGUACAACUCACAGAUCCUUCCUGAUCCUGUGAGGAUGAGUUGCAGUCACGGCUCAGCUGCACGUGUUGGCGUCUGAAAGCAGGGAAAAGGUCAUCGCACCUGCAGCACGCCGAGGAACUGAUCCUGGAAACUGAGAAUAAAGCACCUUCUGGAAUAUUAACCGCUGACAUUUCACGCUGAGGAUAUUUAUAAUUUCCUGAAUUUUCCACGGAGGACUGGAGCUGAAACCUGAGACUCUGCGGAUUAGUUAAAGCCUACAUUUUUUUACCUGAGGAAUUCAUUUGUAUUUUUGGAGUUUAGAUCUUUUUUCCUUGGAGUCUGCAUCACAUUUUAAACUGACAUCUCCAUGGUCGGAGGAAAUGGCGACACGAGAACCGACAGCAGGAAGUUGACUCCUGCAGGGAGCGAGGCCGAGAGAAGAGCGUGAAGAAGAAGAAGAAGAAGAAGAAGAGAGAGCAGGGAAAAUGUCGUGGAAGAGGAACUAUUUUGCGUCAGGUGGCGGAGGAGGAGUUAGCGCCGCUGGUGUUGGAGAUGUUACUGGUGGAGGGAUGCAGGGCCUGCAGACUCCUCGCAGCAUGACGUCCAUCGCUCCCAGUAAAGGGCUGAGCAACGAGCCGGGACAGAACAGCUGCUUCCUGAACAGCGCCCUACAGGUUCUGUGGCACCUCGAUAUCUUCAGACGUAGUUUCCGUCAGCUCACCACUCACAAGUGCAUGGAGGACUCGUGCAUUUUCUGCGCUCUGAAGAGCAUCUUUGCCCAGUUUCAGUACAGCAGUGAGAAAGUAUUACCGUCCGACGCACUGCGCAGUGCGCUUGCCAAAACCUUCCAGGACGAGCAGAGGUUUCAGAUGGGCAUCAUGGACGACGCUGCAGAGUGCUUUGAGAACAUCUUGAUGAGGAUUCACUUCCACAUCUCAGACGAGACCAAAGAAGACAUCUGCACCGCCCGACACUGCAUCCCCCACCAGAAGUUCGCCAUGACGCUUUAUGAACAGUGUGUGUGCAGCAGCUGUGGAGCGUCCUCAGAUCCUCUGCCCUUCAUUCAAAUGGUCCACUACAUCUCCACCACUUCCCUGUGUAACCAGGCAGUGAAGAUGUUGGAGUCGAGGGAGAAAGCCACUCCUGGUAUGUUUGGUGAGCUGCUGCGUAACGCCAGCAUGGGAGACCUGCGCAGCUGUCCUAGGGCUUGUGGCCAGCAGCUCCGUAUCGCCCGGGUCCUCCUCAACAGUCCGGAGAUCAUCACCAUCGGCCUGGUUUGGGACUCGGAGCAGUCGGACCUGGCCGAGGACGUCAUCCACACCCUGGGGACCUGCCUGCACCUCGGAGAUUUGUUUUACAGGGUGACGGAGGAGAAGGCCCGUCAGUCGGAGCUCUACUUGGUCGGCAUGGUGUGUUACUACGGGAAACAUUACUCCACCUUCUUCUUCCAGACCAAGAUCCGCCGAUGGAUGUACUUCGAUGAUGCACACGUCAAGGAGAUUGGCCCCAAGUGGAAGGACGUGGUUUCCCGCUGCAUUAAGGGCCACUACCAGCCCCUGCUGCUGCUGUACGCCGACCCGAGGGGAACGCCGGUAUCCGUCCAGGACCUUCCCUCUCGACUCGACCUCCGCCACCUCAACAAGGCCGGCUACGACAGCGAGGACUCGGGCCGUGAGCAGUCGAUCUCCAGCGACACUCGCACCGACUCGUCGACUGAGAGCUAUUCGUGUCGACAGCCCUCCGUCUCGCACCAUGAGUCCCUGGUCUCUCACUUCUCCUCCGACUCCCAGGGAACCAUCAUCGAGAGCCCCCCCCCCGGACCCCUGCACGCCUCUCUCUGCAGCCUGGAGACCAUAGGCCCCGUGGCGGACAGCGAGCAGCACCAAUCUCUGAGGAAGGGAGGCGGGGCCGGGGAUAGGAGGCGGAGCUCUAGCCGCCACCGUCGAUCUAAACCCGACAACGAAGCCUCGUCGGCCGGGUACCACAGCGAGGGAGAGACAUUAAAGGAGCAACAGGCUCCUCGUCCCCCCCCCAAAACUUCCUCCUCCUUCUCCUCUUCCACCAAUCGCCUCCGAGAAUUCAAGGAGACGAUGAGCAACAUCAUCCACAACCGUCCCCUCUCCUCCUCCUCCUCUUCCUCUUUACCAGCCACCAUCACCUCCUCCUCCUCCUCCACCUCCUCCUCUAACAACCACCCCCCCGCCCCUUGCUCCUCCUCCUCUAACCCUUUGGAGUCUGAUGGCUCCGGAGGGUCGGGGAGGUGGAGGCCGCGGAGGGAGGUGCUGAACAUCGACAGCAUCUUCACCCGAGAGAGGCGCAGGCAGGCGGGGUACAGUCCGCUGGGAGCCCCCCUGCCCGACUCUGGAGCUCCGAGGGAGGAGGAGGAGGAGGGGAGGAAAGCAAGGACUCUCCCCCACUCCUCCUCCAGCUUCCACAGAGGAGGCGCACAGGGACUUCCUCCUCCUCCCCCUCCUCCCCCCAGACUGAUCCAGAGGAUGGAGAGCGGGUAUGAGAGCAGCGAGAGGAACAGCAGCAGCCCCGUCAGCCUGGACCUCCACCUGGGAGACAGGGAGUGUGCUGUGAAGAAGCCUCCCUCCUCUUCCUCCUCAGGACCAUCAUGGAAGAACAUCCGGUCAAAGAGCAGUGGAGCUCUGCUGCAGGAGCACACCUCCUCCUGCAGGGGGAGCCUCGCGCCCCCUGCAGGCCGCAGCGAGCUGGACGAGCUGCAGGAGGAGGUGCAGAGGAGAGCCCGGGAGGAGGAGACGCAGCGGAGGCAGGAGAAAGAGAGGGAGGCGGCGCUGGGAUUCAACCCCAGACCCAGCAAGUACCUGGACCUGGACCAACUGCAGAUCCAGGGUAAAGGUGAUGGUUUUGAGAGGUGUGUGUCUGAGGCGGAGCUUCUGCUGGAUCAGACGGUGCGUCUGGAGCAGGCGGGCGAGGUCACUGCAGCGCUGACGGCCGUCAACGAUGCCGUCUCCAAACUGCAGCUGGCGGCGUCUGAGGCCGGAGCGAGUAGCCACGUCCGGCUGCAGCGCUGCAUGAGGAGAGGGCGCAGCAUGCAGCAGCGCAUGCAGCAGCAGCAGCAGCAGCUGCAGCAGGAGAAGGAACAGCCCAGUGAAAAGCCUCUCCCGCUCCAAAUACUUCUGACUGAAAGCAACCAAUCAGCUGCCCGUCUGGACCAACAGGCCCCGCCUCCCUGCCUUGUUAAGCCCCUCCCCCCCAAGAAGAGCCCGAUGUCGGACCCCGUCUCCAGCACUACAUCCAGCGAGGAACAAGGGACUGGAGGCCCCUGCUCUCUCUUUGCGAAACCCCUCGCCAAAACCAGAUCCGUCCACCUGGGAGAUGUGGCUCCGCCCCCUCGACCUGAGGAGGCGGAGCUUCCCACCCAGGGGACCCCAGCACAGGCCCCUUCACCUGGCGGUACUCACGACAGGUGUCUGAUUAAGGGGCCGUCGUUUUAUCCCCAGGCCCCGCCCCAUGCUCCCCCGCCCUCCCCCCCCACCAGGAGCUGGUCCUGCUUACCCCCCUCUGAUGUCAUAGAUUCUCCUCCAAUCAGCUCGUCCCUUUACUCGCCACCUGACUUCCCCUCCAACGUCCCCCCACCUCCCCCCAGCCAGGACUACACUGCGGCCCUGCCUGUAGAGCGAUGGGCAGAGAACGUCAAUAGAUACUACGGCUCCCAGAAUGCAUCAGCGGGAGACGAGGAGCUGUCGGAGCUGGACUCGCUGUACCAGGCCAGUCUGAUGGCUCCCAGCAUGCACCGGGGCAGCAGAAGACUCAGCCCUCAGCCAACCGACAACCAUUCAGGUGUGAGAAGAAUGCUGUCAGGAUCAGGACGAUCCAAAACACCGACAGCUGAGAUUGAGAGAUACGCCUACAGAUCCCCAGCUGCAACUCGUAAGCCGGCAGGUGAAGACGAGAGCUACAGCGCAUCGAACCUGCGGCGCAUCACACGCAGCCUGAGUGGCACCGUCGCCGGGUCACAACCCCAAAACAGCUGCGUGGCGGCCCCCCCCCUCCAGCAGCAGUUUCUGGCUGUGUCUGACGGGCGUUCGUCUCUCUCAGGUCACGCUCUGAGUUACGGCACGCUGCCCCGAGCCCCUCGCCUCCCCCCUCCUCUCUCCUCCUGCAACACCUCCUCCCUCUCCAGACCCAGACCCACCCCUGCCCCCCCCCACAGUCUCUACGCCACCCUGUCCCGCCCCCACCGCUCCGCCCCCCCUCCCACCAAUGGUCACCUAACGUCUAACUUGAGCUCCGCCCCUUCCCAGCCGAUGCGUCUCGACGUCCCCCCCGACACUGACUGGCGCCUCCAACCCGACUUUCGGACUGUCAGCUCCUCCUCCUGGGACCCCCGCGCUGCCCGACACCACCUGCCCCCCCCACCACAGCCUCGCAGGCCCCCCCCCCCACUCUGCUCGCUCUGUCAGCAGUUCCCUGCAGAGCUGCCGCGUCCCUACUGCCUGUCGUGCGGCGCCUACGUGGCUCGAUUUCGCCCCGUCAGGUGAUCCGGAAACCCCCCGCCUUCAGACACUCCCAACUAAAUGCCUGUGUCACGUAUAGUUCUGCAGGUUUUUCAGUAGUCUGACCCGGAAGGUAGCAUCUCCAUGGUUCCCUCUAUAAAAAUAAACGGGAUUUUUUAAAUUGGAUUUUGGAAUAUGGCAGAAAAUAAGCUCUGUGACAAACAAUUAUGAUACUGACAGGUUUCGUUCAGCAGGAUAAACUCCACAUUAUAACGCCACUUGAUUUUAACGUUGACAUCACCACUGCUAAGCUAAAGGCGCUAAUGUUCGGCGUGAAGACGUUUAGCAGUCAGCAACAACGGUGGGGCAUUUACUGAUGUAUUUUAUGUUGUUAAAACUCAACAUUGAUAUGUCUUCAGCUUGUGUUAACCACAGAGCUUAUUUCUAACCAAUAACCAUUAAAAAGAUCCCAUUUUAUUCAACACGAGGGAACCAGAUGUGCAGAACACAUUUCCUGGUUUUAAGACUCGUACCUGCAGAACUCAAACCCACCAAGAUUUUCUUUUUAAAAUGUGCCAAUGUUUGUUUAAAUCCAUCGCUGCCCAUCACCCUCAGAGCAGAAAUCUGCCACAAACUUCUCACAAAGUGUCCCCCCUUCUCACCAAACCCCAGACAUUGUUGGGGUUUGAUCUCCUACACACAGAAUACGAAUGUCUGCUGGAUAAAAGCACAUUUAGAUUUCUACUCAAGAGAAAGCACCGUGAUACAAACCAGGAGAACGAGGAGACGACGCUGCUGCUGUCUGAUAACGUUUCAUCAAAAUGUGACAAAAAAACGGACACGUCUAUAUUCACAAACAGGCUCCGAUAUUAAAGGUAGGGUAGGCAAUUUUGGAGAAACCAGCUCGAG
This is a messenger RNA of Trematomus bernacchii (emerald rockcod), 5490 nucleotides long. RefSeq names its product inactive ubiquitin carboxyl-terminal hydrolase 54-like. Lineage: Eukaryota; Metazoa; Chordata; Actinopteri; Perciformes; Nototheniidae. Gene Ontology annotation, molecular function: cysteine-type deubiquitinase activity. The record is from RefSeq and is a predicted model, not a curated record. Gene Ontology annotation, biological process: protein deubiquitination.